Messenger RNA from Choloepus didactylus (southern two-toed sloth), 3240 nucleotides. RefSeq names its product RNA polymerase I subunit F (gene POLR1F). Gene Ontology annotation, cellular component: RNA polymerase I complex. The transcript has 5 exons. Gene Ontology annotation, biological process: DNA-templated transcription; DNA-templated transcription initiation. NCBI's taxonomy places the organism in Eukaryota, Metazoa, Chordata, Mammalia, Pilosa, Megalonychidae. The record is from RefSeq and is a predicted model, not a curated record. Bases 48 to 1082 code for a protein of 344 amino acids.
ACGAUUAGGCGUCAGUGGCGCGCGCCGUGGGAAACCCGAUAAGCCGCAUGGCUGCUGGUUGCUCAGAGGCGCCGCGGCCAAAAGUGGCCUCCGAGGAGACCCCGGUGGGACCAGCUGGUAUCCUGCCUUGUUUAGAGUUGCCGACCUACGAGGUCGCUUGCGCGCUAGUGAGUAGCCGCUAUUCCUGCUUGCUGGCCGGGCCUCACCGGAGGCACAUCGCGCUGUCGCCGCGCUACCUCAACAGGAAACGCACGGGCAUCCGAGAACAGCUGGAUGCGGAGCUUCUGCGCUAUUCCGAGAGCCUUUUAGGUGUCCCCAUUGCAUAUGACAACAUCAAAGUAGUGUGUGAACUGGGAGAUAUUUAUGAUGAUCAAGGACACAUUCAUCUUAACAUUGAAGCAGAUUUUGUUAUUUUCUGCCCUGAACCAGGGCAAAAGCUUAUGGGUACAGUUAAUAAACUGUCUUCCAGCCACAUUGGCUGUUUAGUGCACGGGUGUUUCAAUGCAUCUAUCCCUAAACCUGAGCAGAUGCUGGCUGAGCAGUGGCAGACGCUAGAGAUAAACGUGGGUGAUGAACUAGAAUUUGAAGUAUUUCGUUUAGACUCAGAUGCUGCUGGAGUAUUCUGUAUUCGGGGAAAAUUAAAUAUCACUAGUUUACAAUCCAAGUGCUCUGAAGUUUCCAAAGAAGUAACAGAAACCAGCACUGAAGAAGCUGUUGAAAAACCUCCAAAGAAGAAAAAGAAAAAGAAGAAAGACCCAGAGACUUAUGAAGUGGAAGACAGUACCACAGAACUGGUAGAUAUUGCAGAAAACACCAUAAAGGAAGAGACAGACCUGCAGACUCAUAAUAAUGUGGAUGGCCUCUGGAGGGAUGAGCCAAAGAAGAAGAAAAAGAAGAAGAAGUACCAGGACGGUCAGGACCAAGACCCUGUUUUCCAAGGCAGUGACUCCAGUGGUUACCAAAGUGACCAUAAAAAGAAAAAAAAGAAAAGAAAACACAAUGAGGUUGCUGAAGUUACCACAGUUUUAGAAAACUCACCAAAAAAGAAAAGAGAAAAAAUGGUCUGCCAAAGGAGCCUCUGAAGUACCAGAGCUCUUAAGAACCAUGCUACUACUGACCAUAAGUGGGAAACAGUGACUGUUCUUUCCUUCCAGGUGCGUGGUUGGUAUUUUCUUUCUUCUUUAAGUCCAAGAGGUUAUUGGAGAAGGCUGUUCACUUGUUACUUGUUAAUUUGUGCUGCAGUCAGUCUGUUUUUGUGGUGUGUUGGAGAAAGAGAGUCUGAUGAAGACAGAAUAAAUGUGAUUCAAACUUAGUGGGGAAUUUCAAGAUUACUUUUUCAUGUUUGGGCUAGGCUAUUAGAAAUUGUUCUAAAGAGGAAACACCUGUUCACAGUUUUCAUUGAGAAAAUGUAUAAUGUAGCUUGACUAGUUAGAAAACACUGAUUAUGAAAUGACAAGCUAGUUUGGACUAAUAAACAUUGCCUAGUGAUAAUCAUUCAUGUAAUAAAUAUUUCAUCAUCUGCUAUGUGUACAGUGUUCUACUAAGGCCUGGGAUAUAAUGGGAAACAAGAUAGAUGUAAUCCUUCCCAUAAGAGAGAAAGAUGCAUACAUUUAAUGUAUAUAUAGAAUAAAAUACAGACAGUAAUUAGAAAUAGUUUUGUGAAGAAAAAGAAGAUUGUCCACCCACUGUUAACUAUGUUAUCUGCUGAUUGAGUGGUUGAAUUAACUCCCAAUGUCAGCCAUUUUGGUUGCCAUUUAUCUAGUACUAGGCAUAGUGCUGGCCUCCCAUGGCUUUAUAUGAUAAAUUCUGCUAGUGGUAUAUCUACAUCUAAAUUUGUAAUGAUAAGACAUAGAGUUUGGAGGGUAUCAGACAUUCACAAAAUCUGUCUUCAAGUUGAUGUAUCAGACAGUGGAAGGGUGCAGGUGAGUGUCCAGACAGUUUAGAUACAUGUGGCUUUGGGCCUUUGAAAUAUGGCUAGUCUAAAUUGAAAUGUGCUCUUAAUGUAAAUUACAUAAUAGAUUUUGAAGAUGUAGGAAGAAAAGCAUGUAAAAUAAUUAUGUUGAUAAAAUCAUAGUUUCACUUUUUUUCAGUUUGUAUUUCUACUAGAAAAUUAAAAAUUGCAUUAAAAAUGUAAUCACAUAUUUCUUUUGGACAAUUCUGGUUUAAUAGAAGGAUGAGUCAAAAAGGUUUGAAACAUUAUACUAUAUUCUCAGGGCUUAAUGUGGUGGUGUACUCAGAAAAUGUUUAAUAAAUGCUUCCUUCAACAUUUAAAAUCUGAAUACAUAAUUGUAAUAAAUGUGAUUUAAUCUAGAAAAUUCAUUUUUAAAGAAAGAAAUAAUUCUAAAUCUCCCUCCCCUAAACAAACAAGCCAAGGAAAUUGUCAAAUUUAUGCUAUUUAUGAAAAUAUACAUUGUGGCUUAUCAAAAUAAGCAAUUUCUUGUGUUAUAUUUAUUUUGCUUCUAGUAGUGCUACUGCCUAUCACAUUUUGUUUUAAAAUAAUUUGCAUCUUUGCAGAAAAAUGGGAGCAUUUUAUUGAACUUGAGUGAAUUUGUGCUUUUUGACGAUGUCAGUAGGUUUGAAAAGUCAGAUGUGACAAUUUAUCUUGUCUAGAAUAUAAUGACUUUGCUAUUGUAAUAUGAAGAAACUGAUGAUGGUAUCCCUCAAAUAUCUUCAAAAAUUUGUCAAGUUAUACUAGCGUAGGUUUUAUUUAUCUCAGUAUUUGCUAACUGUAACCCUCUAACCUCAAAGAAUCUCUUACCUUCUCUCCAAUUCCUAUCAUUCACCAACUUUUAAUCAUUGGUAUGAGCAGAUGAUUAAAAUGGUAUCAGCUCUCAAAGUGCUUACAGUUGUGCCUGUGAGAGCAGAAGUAAGUGUAAUAAGUGUGAUAGAUUUAACCUUUUCACCCAUUUCACUAAAUGCAUCCAGAACUUUGCCUGUAUAUGAUGUGAUUUUUCAAGUAUUGUUUUAGUCCAUCGUGUGUCAGUGAUAAUUUAGAUGGAAAACUUGCAAAUGUUAGAAGUAGAGUCUCCUUAAAUUGCUUUAUAUACAUUUACCACAUGAAUCAUCUUUGGACAUUUUUCCUGCAAAAAGAAGACAUUUUGUGUUAGAAAAUUAAUCUGUGUUCCUUAAAAAAAUUUUCCAGCAUCAGAAGUUUAUAUAGUUCCUUGCCAUCUCAGUCAUUUUUCUCCCUCCCUAUCCUUGCCCAACCAUACAGACUUGACAGUUCUACUUCCCAGAAAU